CUUAAAUUGUUGGUAAUAAUGCUACAUUGCCUCUACUGCCUUACUCUCCCAUUAGAAACAGUACUUUAAAUAUCUCCCUCCGUGCUGAGCCAGUUUUCUAGACUAACAUUUGAUUUCUGCUCCAUUCCAUCACUACCUGGAACAAGUCAUUCAUCUUCUCUAUACAUCAGUGAUGUUACCAUUUUUUAAGGAAACUACUAAACUUCCUGUGGAAGCGAAGUAGAAUUUCAUAAGAACAUAAUGGAUGGAGAAGAGAAAACCUAUGGUGGCUGUGAAGGCCCUGAUGCCAUGUAUGUCAAAUUGAUAUCUUCAGAUGGUCAUGAAUUUAUUGUAAAAAGAGAACAUGCAUUAACAUCGGGAACAAUAAAAGCCAUGUUGAGUGGCCCAGGUCAGUUUGCUGAGAACGAAACUAAUGAAGUCAAUUUUAGAGAGAUCCCUUCACAUGUGCUAUCAAAAGUAUGCAUGUAUUUUACUUACAAGGUUCGCUACACUAACAGCUCCACGGAGAUUCCUGAAUUCCCAAUUGCACCUGAAAUUGCACUGGAACUGCUGAUGGCCGCGAACUUCCUAGAUUGUUAAAUAAAAUAAAUUAUAAUAAACUGUUAACUUUUUUCAGUAUUUAAUAUCUGUAGUUCAGUUAGUAAUUUUUUCAUAUAUAGCAUGUUGCCUGUGUGCGAUUGAACUUUAAAGUUCAUUGCAAAGCAGACCACCAUCUCUUCUUUUGCAUAGCAGAGCUGAAAUUUGUUUGCUACAUCAACAGAUUAAGGACAUUUUCACAAAUUGAGAAAUAAAUACGCCAGUUCCUAGGUAGUUUUGCCUUAUCCUUUGGAUGUGAUUUUUAAAAUUAGAGCAGUGGUGAUAUAGUAAAUGCUGAAAUUUAGUCAUAAAUGAACAUAUUCUACAGGUAAAUAUUGGGGCUACGUAUUUUUAUGUUUUUAGUGUUUUUUUUAAACCGAUUCUGGUCUUAGAGCCGUCAUUAGCAUUACUAGAAUUAUGCAGAUAAUUGAAUUAUAAACAUGUUUAUAACUUAGCCAAAUAUUGAUUUUUACAACUGUCAAAGACAUAAGAGUUGAAAUUUCUUAUGUGUCUUUUGAUAAACUGCAGUAUUGUUUAAGUGUAUCUUAUCUUUUUGUUCUUGCUACAAUUUAAGAACUUUAUUUAAGAGCAAUUUGAAAGAUUACUAGGUACAGCUGUUGAAGCAGUAGCUUUUUGAACUGUAGCCGCAUGGUCAAUAAGUAAACUACAUGACCUUGAUUUCAUGUGUACUGUGCAUUUUGGCCAAUCCAAAGUACUGUAUUUUCAUUAACUAUAAAGCUUCCUUUGCAGUAUUCAUUCUUUUUUACAUAGUCCCUUGUUGUGAUUAUACUUCUGGUUAUUUAAAUAUUUUAAAAGACUCACUAUGAACUUUACCCAAAUCUUAAAAGCUAGACUUUUCUGAACUAUUCCAGUCUUCCUGCAUCCAACUGAAAUGUUAUAAAUAUGACAGACAUGUGGAGAGAUGUAGUGCAAAUCUUAUAAUGCACUUUGAUAUAGUAUAUGAAUUAUCUUCUAUUAAUUAAAAUAUGUCCCAAUAAAUAUGCCCAUCAUCUGUGGGUCUUCUACUGAAAUCUUGCUUAUAAAGAGGUCAUUCCAACUUUGAUACUAAGCAGAGAAAAAAUUUUCAAAAACUAUGAUAGAGUCUCUGCUUAGACCUGGGAAAAGAGCCCUGUAGUUUGGUUUAUUAUUGUUCCUCUUAGUAAAUCAAAGCUGUCAUUAGGGUCUAUAAGUUUUCACCUUAGUUCUUCAAGACUGGUUUAAUGUGGACCAGUUUUUCUGGAAACUGCAAAAAUCACAAACAACCAAGAUCUAUAAAUAAUUUUCCUCUUAGAAGACUUAACAUUGUACUUUCCAGCUUAUUGAAAGCAGUUAAAUAUAUAUGUUAAUUGCAUAUAUUUUAGUAACUUCUGAAGACAUACUGGUACAUAUUUUAGUAUAGAAGAUUAUCAAGUACAAGAAUUACACUCUGUUACUUGAUGACAAAUAAUGUCAAUUAUAAACCUAAAUAAUAAUCUUAAAGUUUAAGGUGAUAGCUAGAAUCAAGUUUAACUUUGACCGAUUUUAGUAGGUUACUUUUUAUGUUAGAUCCACAAGUAACCUUAAGUUAAAAUAUUGAAAAAGAAUUGAGAGAUUAGGAAAACUUGUAUAUCUUGUGGCAAAUGAUACUUGCAUGUUAAUAAAGGCUCUGUUGACUGAAAGGUUUGAUGAACACUUGGUGUUUGAUCUUUUUAGCCUUAAUUUUCUCUUUUUCUGAGGAUUCAUGAAACUAUUUGCUUCAGGAUAUCUUGCCAUAUGAUUGAAUAGCAGGAAUUUUUACUUGGUUAAAUUUAAGAGGUAAUUUUAUGUAGCAUGGAAGCUUUACCAGCUUUCUGACACUUGGUAAUUAGUUUACUUUUUAAAAUUAUGUGCAAGUCUCUCCACGAUAGUUUUUUCUGCACAGAAAAUAUUACCACAAAAUCCUCUGUUUUAUUCAGUUAGUAUUUCAUUUUUGUACUAUUUUAUGCUUUCUAGAUUGCUCAUCUUUAAUUGUUAUUGACAGAUAAGUCUCCUUUUGAAGGAUCUUGUUGAUACUGAGAAAUAGUUUACUAUAAGCAUUAAAUUCAGAGACACUUUGCUAUUCAUGAACCUGUCAUCUUAGUUACUUUGCUAAGUUUUUCAAUGAUCAUUCUUUCAAAAGAGUACAAAUAUUCUGAGAAAUAAUAUGAAAUUGCUGUUAAAGAUUGGAGAGUGAUUAAGUUAGGCCUAGUAACUCCUAUCUAUAUAGAGGAAAUGUCAUACAAAUUUACAAAGCUUUGAUGUACCCAGACUUAGCAGUGCUAAGUUGAGCUUCUGAUUGGUAUAUAAGUUUGAUAAAACACGAUCUGGAAAUCAAUAGAUGCCUUUGAUUUUAUAUAUGUGGUAUUUUAUUUGCCAUAUAUAAAUCUGGUUUAGUUUCAAGUCAGGCAUAUUUGUGCUAAAGUUUUAUAUUCCUGUUGGGCUAAAUUCUUAAAUAUUGUAAUGGUUUGUUGGUUUAAACAAGUGUUUAUUAGCCCAGAAGUAUUUUGGUAUAUUAGAGCACCAACUGGGAGUUAGAAAGUCUGAAAUCUUGUGCUGAUUAGCCAUGUGAUCUUGAACAAGUCACUAGGCCUUAAUUUCACAUCUAGAAUAUUAGGAAAUUGCACAUUUAUAAGGUAAUGUUUACUACUUCUUUUUAUAAGCAAAUAAGAUUGUGUUUAUGGAUGUUGCUUAAAUCCAAAAUUGCAACAUUAAAGGUGAUUAGGUUGAAAGAAUUAUAAAUAAGGGAAAAGGGCUUUCUUGUGCAUCUGUUAAAUAAGUCUAUAAAUUUCACGUUUUGCUACUUUUAAUUAGGCAUUAAAUAUUACACAUCAGUAUUAAAUAUGUUAACUAGAUUAAUUUAGGAUUCUUGUAGUUUUCUGUUGCCUGUCAUAUAAAUAAAAUUCAACUUUA
Molecule: messenger RNA, 3483 nt
Organism: Miniopterus natalensis
Lineage: Eukaryota; Metazoa; Chordata; Mammalia; Chiroptera; Miniopteridae
Gene: ELOC
Product: elongin C
Biological process (GO): ubiquitin-dependent protein catabolic process
Source: RefSeq, a predicted model, not a curated record